GUUGUUUUCUGUAACAAAGACAAGAGCCCGCUGAACAACAACCACUCGCCAUGGUUGCAUGUUACGCUACAUUGGCCGAGGAUUAACCAAUCCAACCCAGGUCCCAUGAGAAAACCUGACGCUCUCUGCAGUUAACAGGGGGCAGCAGCCCCUCUGGGUGGUGGAGAAGGGACAGAUACAAAAGAAAAAACGUAAAGAAGAGUUUUUCCUGUCGCCGUUGAAGAGAGCUUGAGUGGCUCGGAGGUGGUGACGGAGGUUAAAUCAGGUCGCAGGAAUGUAAAGUCCGGGUUCGUUCACAGGAAAUGGACGAGAUCAGGGGGCAGCAGCCCCUCUGGGUGGUGGAGAAGGGACAGAUACAAAAGAAAAAACGUAAAGAAGAGUUUUUCCUGUCGCCGUUGAAGAGAGCUUGAGUGGCUCGGAGGUGGUGACGGAGGUUAAAUCAGGUCGCAGGAAUGUAAAGUCCGGGUUCGUUCACAGGAAAUGGACGAGAUCAGUCCUUUGUUGGACAACCAGCAGCACCAGAGCCCAGAUCUUCUGUUUCCGAACCUGAGGCCGAGACACCGGAAUCUGAUUCCUACACCAUGUGGACCGAUAAAGGCGUGGUCGGAGCUGUCCAAUCUGGUGAAGACCUACUUCUGCUUCAGCAUCGUGUCCCUGCUGGCGCUGCUCGCCCUCACCGUGUCCAGCGUCUACAAGCAGCACAAGAACACGGAGGUUUCGGACGAGGACAACUUCACAGUGUCCCUCGUUCAGCUGGUUGGAAUAUUGUUCUGCAUCUACUACAUCAGCCGUGGCGUGCUGCAGGAGAACAGACAGGAGCUGGUGGUGUUCGUGCUCAGCGUGCUGGUGGUUAUGAUCCGAUCUGUGGUCAACUUCUCUGUGGUGGGCUCAGAGGGCAAGCAGGAGGUGCUGGUUCGCUUCGUUUGCAUCAUGUGUCUGGGCAUCGUGCACGUGUUCUGCACAACGUUGCUCAUCCUGAGGCCCAACAUGAUGGCAUUUCGGGUCGGCGGGGCCCUGGAGAGCCUACAGGAGCAGUACUUCCUCCUCAACCUCUGUUUCUCAAUGGUGACCUUUGACCUGCAGGCUCAGCUGUGUCUGUGCAUCCUGAUCACUACGUCGGACUCUGCCGUGUCUGCUAUCAACACAAUACUGCUGGGAGUCGGGGUGUUCUGGGCCAUCUUCACCGCUGCUGUCGGAGCUGUUGCGGUUUUGAAGGAAGUCAAGGUUCUGGUUUGGUUCUUCAUGGUGCAGAACCUUCCUCAAGUGGCCUUCUUCAUUUAUCUGAUGUACUCGGUGAUAGAGAAAUGGUUCCAGGACCAAUCGUACACCCUGGAAGCAGCCGCCGUCACCGGAGCUUUGAUUUCGCUGCUGAUCAAAGGGGUAUUAAUCUGGGGCCUCAUCAGACUGGUGCAGAGCUUUGGACAGGGCCUCAGAGAGAGAAUGUUUGCAGCCAGCUAGAGAGCACACAUCAGCUGGCUACCCCCAUCAAGGACCUCGCUGCAGAUUGACAUGAAGGUGGAGCUCUGAUUUUGAUCCAGCAUUAACUCUACCAAAGCAUUGACCAAGGAUUUUAUUUACAUGUAUUAACUCUAAUGAGCUGUUUACUGAAGGAAAAAUCUACUUUUGUACUUAAAUUCAAGCCUUGCAUUAAAAUGAGUCAGUAUGUGUAAUUGUUCUAAGCUUUUCUAAUCUAAAUGAUUGUUUUUAGUUUGAGUUUAAAGUACUUUAUUUUAAGUGCAUUAACAAGCUCAUAAAACAAUUUAAUGUAAAUGUUCCCGAGUCAGCCAAAAGCUUCCUUUUGAUCAGAACUCCUUUUGCCUAAUUUCAUUUGGUAAUGCCCAAAGUGACCUAAAAGUGCAAUAUUUACUUUAUUUUGUAAUUAGGCAUCAAAAUAUGCCUGAACAGAACUGGGAACAGAACUUACUUUUGGACUUUUUUGGAAGAACGUAUUCAGGGUGCAAACAUCACACUGAUCUGACCUUAUGAAACUAUAAUUAUUGAAGACAUUUUAGUUCGUAUUUUCACUGUAUGAUACACUGUAAGUUAUAAACUGGAUGUUACUAUAUUUUUUGUGAAGUGAACUACUUUCUCUACUGGUGCUGGAGUUACUCUAAUGAUUUGCAAUGUUUUAUGUGCCACUUUUGCUCACUCACAGAUUUUCUAACAUUCUGCACCUUAAUGCACUCACUUUUUUUAUAUUCUGGAUUCUUAAUAAAACUCAAAACCAUA
Molecule: messenger RNA, 2229 nt
Organism: Girardinichthys multiradiatus
Lineage: Eukaryota; Metazoa; Chordata; Actinopteri; Cyprinodontiformes; Goodeidae
Exons: 11
Coding region: 481-1458 (325 amino acids)
Source: RefSeq, a predicted model, not a curated record